AUUGAAACGGGAAGUCUGCUUUGCGAAGGCCGUAACAACAUGGACGUCUGUGGGAGCAUCUGACAACGCACGCCGAUCGUAUUUUACUGUUCACUCUCUGUCAGAGCUUUCCUUUUCACUGAUAUGAAGACGGUCGGAGUUUUAAAUAACUUAUCUAUUGAUUAACUGAUGAAUUACGACAUUUUAUUGUUUCUGCCCGGAUAUCUUAUCAACACCAGUUAGAAUUUGUUGCAGUUGUGAUAUACGCAAGGGGCUGGCAAUAUUUUUUUUCCCCCACAUAUAUAUAUCUAUAUAUAUUGUGUAAUUGCGCCGCCCUCGGAGAAGGAAACAAACUGGGAGGCCUGCACAAUUUAAUGGUAUAACUGUCAUCAGAAGGUUUGUUAAGUUAGCCAAGUGAAACUCUUACAAUGUUUCACCAAGGACAUUCUCACGCGUUAGCCCCUAUCUUGGCUAAAAAACUUCUGGACACCUUACAAACGGAUCUUCGGCAGUUGUCUUCUGAGGCCAAAAGAAAAUUCCCCAGUGUUAAAGAGCAUUCUGAAACUGCUCUCCUUAAAGUUCGAACCAUUGUCAAUCGGAAUGAAAAUGAAAUCAUCCCAGGUUUACAAUCUGUCAGUACAGAUUUGGUGCGGCCAUUUAUUAUGGGAUGUGAAACAAAGCAUUCAAAGCUAGUACAGAUUGGAUUGUCUUCUAUACAAAAACUAAUUUCUCAUGAGGUUGUCGCUCAGGCCCUUGUGUUGUGUUUCCGACUACAUUUCACCAAAGACAGUACAACCAUAAAUACUGCUGCAGCCACCAUCAAACAACUGGUCAACGUUGUGUUUGAAAGAGUGGUCAUUGAGGAUAACCAGUCUACCAAAGAAGUUAAUGGCAAUAUAGCUUUUGAAGAUUUGAAGAUAGGUAGUAAAACACCUCCCAAAUCUUUGCAGCCAUGUGCAGGAGACGCCUACUUGCUCUUUCAGGAUCUGUGCCAACUUGUGAAUGCUGAUCAACCCUACUGGCUCGUUGGAAUGACAGAAAUGACCCGCACAUUUGGGUUGGAACUUCUCGAAUCGGUCCUCACUACAUUCUCAAAUAUCUUCUUACACCAUCCAGAGUUCAGUUUUAUGUUAAAAGAGCGUGUAUGUCCAUUGGUAAUCAAGCUGUUCUCACCGAGUCUCAAGUACAGACAGGGAGUGCCUCCACCGCCAUCACCUGCUCCUGUAGAAAAGCCUUUUUUCCCCAUUGUAAUGAGACUUCUUCGGAUUGUCUCUGUCCUUAUAAAAUAUUACUACCAACUUCUGGUAACUGAGUGUGAGAUCUUCCUGUCGUUACUUGUGAAAUUUCUUGAGCCAGAAAAAUCGAGCUGGCAAAGAUGCCUCACCCUCGAGGUUUUGCAUAAACUGACUGUUCAACCGGGAUUAUUAAGAUCGUUUUGCGAAAGUUAUGAUAUGAAGCCCCAUUCGACAAAGAUUUUCCGUGAUUUAGUCAAUGCUAUUGGUUCUUUCAUACAGUCAAUGUUCCUAACUAACAUUAGUGGAUAUGGAUAUAAUUCACAUGGUGUUUCCAAGGGCCAGGACAUGCAGGGAACACCCCCAGCACUAGUGGGGGGUCUGCCUGUAGGGAGUGGUGUCUCUCCACAGCCAGCUUUCAUGUACCGUGGCAUCUGGAUUCCGUUUAUCCUUACCAUACCCCAGGGACAGACCAAAUCAGUAUUUUUAGAGAUGCUUGAUAAGAUUGAACCGCCACCGAUAUCUGAAGGCUAUGGGCUGUCUCUCGCAUUCCAUUGCUUAAUGGAAAUCGUGAAAAGUGUGCAGUUUCUGAUCGAAGGAGCUGAAGCUGAUGAUGGGAAAGAAGAAAUGGUUGAAUGUAAGAAAGCCCCGGCUAAUGCUGUGGAAGGUAAGAAGAAAAGGGAGAGAAGGAGAGAGAGAGAGAGAGGGGGAGAGAGGUACAGUACUGAUGAGAGUGCAACUGAAUCCAUAUUAAAGUCACAACAGAUAUACGCAAGUCUUUGCGGAAAGAUGUCCCUUAAUACAGCCAGGGAUGCAUUCAUCACAGCACUUUGUAAAGCAUCGUUACCUCCACAUUAUGCCCUGACGAUACUCAAUACGAACCCGUCUGCUGGGGAUUCAAAUACUGCUGCUUCGCCACCCAAAGUUAACAAGAAUGCAAACCAAGAUGCUCAGUCAGUGGGAAUGGAAGCCGUUGAAAGAAGUCAAGUGGUUGUUGUGGGUACUGCGCUACCUACUGCAUCUUUACCUGUCGGUGCUCAUGUUGGUCCUGUCAUGUUGACAGCAAAGAACAUCCAGUGUAUGCGAGCUCUCCUCAGUGUGGCUCACUGUCAUGGUGGCAUUUUGGGAACAGCUUGGCAUCUUGUCCUUACAACCCUACAGCAUUUAGUAUGGAUUCUGGGGUUAAAACCUUCAACUGGUGGCAGUUUAAAAGCUGGACAGCAGAUCAAUGAUGUUUCGAAUGCUGUUAUCACAACAGCUAUCAUGGCAGAUUUACCUGUUCUUUCAGCCAUGUUGUCAAGACUCUUUGAAAGUUCACAGUACCUUGAUGAUGUUGCGUUACACCAUCUCAUUGAUGCCUUAUGCAAACUCUCUUCUGAAUCAAUGGAAUUAGCUUAUUCAAACAGGGAACCCUCCCUGUUUGCUGUAGCUAAACUUCUUGAGACAGGACUUGUCAAUUUAUCCAGAGUUGAAGUUUUAUGGAAGCCAGUGACUGCUCAUCUUUUAGAGGUGUGUCAACACACGCAUGCAGGUAUGAGGAGCUGGGGAGCUGAAGCUAUAACAUCUUUAGUAAAAGCAGCACUAAAUCACGCCUAUGAUCCAUCUUUGCAUAGCAACUUGAAACUGCAGGCUGCAAUUCUUGCACCACUCCAGAAGUUGUCAUCCAUUACUCAUGCUGACAUUCGACAAAAGCAGUUGGACUGUGUCUUCCAGAUUUUGCAUAGUAAUGGAGAUACAUUGCUCCAUGGGUGGCCAUUGGUGUUAGGGGUAAUUGGAGCUCUUAAUAACGAUCAAAGUGAAAAAUUAAUCCAGAAUGCCUUUCAAAGUUUACAGCUGGUUGUAACUGAUUUCUUGCCUAUUAUUCCCUGCAAAUACUUGUUGGUUUGUGUUGAAGUGGCCUCGAAAUUUGGUCUUCAAAACCAGGAGUUGAACGUCAGUCUAACUGCAAUUGGUCUUUUAUGGAACAUUGCUGACUAUUUCUACCAGAACCGUAAUAAGAUCCAGCAGGAGUUGGGCGGAGACUCUGGACAAUCAGAGGACCAGCCUAAUGCUGCUAUGCUACCAUUUGAUAGUCUAUGGAUGUGUCUCUUCUCUAAGCUUGGUGAACUGUGUGUUGACCAACGGCCAGCUACAAGAAAAAGCGCUGGACAAACAUUAUUUUCAACCCUUUCUGCUCAUGGCAGUUUGCUUCAGAAAGAUACAUGGAAAAAAGUACUUUGGCAAGUUCUCUUCCCUUUGUUGGGAGAUGUACAGAAACUUUCCAGUCGAGCGUCCACAUGCAAGGAGGAGUCAUCUACUGGUAAUAUCUUGAUCCACCACUCGCGAGAUACCGCAGAAAAGCAGUGGGCUGAAACACGGGUCCUUACUUUAGCUGGAGUAGCACGCACCUUUAACUCAAAGCGAUCGAUUUUGCAAACAAUAGGUGAUUUUCCUCGUGCUUGGUCUCUUCUUCUGGAACACAUUGAAUAUUCGGCUCUUUGUCCGAACGCAGAGGUAUCUCUCGCUGCUCUGAAGAGUUUUCAAGAAAUCAUGCAAAUCAGCCGCGAUUCGAAAGAGAAAACUGAGGACACUCGCAGUGGACGUGGCAAUGUGAUACCCCCCAGCGAAGAGGUGAUGUGCCGAUCCGAAGACGAGACUCUCACUGCUUCCAAACUAUCUCAAAACGAAGGAUCAAAAAGUGAUAAUGACCUAACUCUUUGGUCAACUGCCUGGCGUGUGUGGCUGAAUAUUGGAACAUUAUCUACAAAGGCACCGUCUGGCAAAAGCCAGAAGCUGUAUAUUCCUUCGCAGUCCUUUCUCACGGCUCUUGUCCACACAUUUCCAUCUUUGUUCCACCAUAUUAAAUCUCGUUUUGUGGCUGCUGAUCUGCAAAAGCUCUCAACUGUUCUACGCAGUGCUUUGUCAGUACCAGUCCAUGGUGACUUUUCCCCUUUCAUUAUACCAACAUACCCAGAAUUAACGAUUACCCCUUUGCAAGAAUCAACUCUCAAUGCCGUCCAAGUUCUAAUUAAGGCAAUAAAAACCGGCUCAGAUACGAUGCAGAACAUGUAUCCCGAUCUGUUUGAUCAGCUUCUUAUUUAUAUUGAAUAUGGUGUAAGACCCCCAAAAUAUGGAGACAUUGAAACUAAAAAUUUCGGAUCUGUUAAAGGCCCUCAAGUUGACUGGAUAACAAUGAAUUUUGUACCAUUUUCUGAGAAGACUAUUGAAAUGGUCAUCGAAUUAUAUCGGAACACUGCCAAACACCCUGCUGUCAUACAAGCCCAUGUUCUUCAACAUAUAAUAAAGGCAUUCAGAUUACCUCUUGGACUAAAGUAUGGCUGCCCAUCACCAACUACUUGGAUGUUGUCUAUAAAUGCUCUCCUUACAAUUCUUAACAUUGGUUUACCAGUUGCUAGAAAACACGAAGCUGACUUUCAAGACAUGUGGCCAGAGUUGGCAUUAACUCUUGAAGAUUUCCUUUUCUCGAAAAACCCCUCUCUUCCUACUCUGUCAAUAGAAGAUUUCCAAAGAGAUGAGACGGUGGACUGCAAGGUUGUUCAAGUCAUUAGAGACGAUGUUCUUCCAUUUGCUGGAACAAUGCCCAAAGAUUUUGUCAUGAAAAUCAUGGAUAUUCUUAAUAAAGGUUCCAUUCACUCAGCUACUUCUGAUUCCUUUAUCGAUACUGAAUCCAGUCGCAAACUCAGGGAGGAGUUUGCGAAAGCUUGCUUUGAAACUCUGCUGCAGUUUUCUUUCAUUACUCGCACUGCUAACGAAGGCUCACUAACGAAGAUGGCCGUACAGUCCCUGUUGCAACGAUGUCAAGAAGUCGUGAAAAACUAUGUUGAAGAUGAACGUCUCAGUGGAAAGUGUCCUUUACCAAGACCCCGUUUAGCUGAAAUUGCUUCUGUUCUGAAGGCCAUAACGACUUUGCUAUUAAGUCUAAAGAAAGCUUCCCCAAACAAUGUGGAACCCAGUGUCUGGCAGCAAGUGAUUCAGCUUUAUCCUUCCCUUGUGGAAUGCACCACCUCUUCUUCACCACAAGUGUGCAAAGCCCUCAAAGAGGCCCUUCAUGAAUACAAAGACCUAUUAUCAUCACCAGGCCAUCAAAACGUACCCUGUUGAUAUGCUAUUGUGUGUGUAUACAUUGCUGAAGUAAGCAAACAAACAAGCAAGCAAGCAAGCAAGCAGCACAUCUGAGUCUGCAUCAGUUAUGGAAAUAAACUAAAAAAAAAUAAACUAGAAUAAAAAUAAAAAUAAAAUCUGGUACCAUGAAUGGUAUAUUGUAAACAUAGUUGAAUCAAUGAUUAAUGAACAAAAAAAGCCUGUUGAUUGUUAAGAGUAGACAAAACUGAUGUGGGUAAAUGCAUCAGGAAAUAAAGGGAUUAACUGUAUUGAUUGCAUGGGAUUUGCAUACAGAUAUACGAAA
Molecule: messenger RNA, 5616 nt
Organism: Octopus bimaculoides (California two-spot octopus)
Lineage: Eukaryota; Metazoa; Mollusca; Cephalopoda; Octopoda; Octopodidae
Product: protein MON2 homolog
Source: RefSeq, a predicted model, not a curated record